AUUGGUUGUUACGGCACCUAUAUUGAAGGAGCUUAAAGCUUUUACGCCCGAGACAUUCGAGCUAAAGUGGGCGGUGAGUUGAGAUCCAUCGGAAUUGGGAGUAAAGUGGCUUCGAGUAUUCUAAACUCGGUUUGCUUAAAUAAUCUUUCCGAGCUGGUGCUCUACGUUAGUGGCGCUAACUGCAGUGCGCUGGAAUUGGUUGGAAAUUUAAACAUGCUUGGGAACUUGAGAGAGCUUACGGUGAAAUGUUCUAAGUCCUGUUGGGGACUUGAUUUGAGUGCCCUGUUCGGUAACGUAUGCGUUAGCCCGAAGUCAGCCCGAAUCUGGAGAAGCUCACUAUAUUUAGCAAUCGUUUUAAUGUGGUGACAUUGCAAUACUCUGACCUGCGGUCAUUGGUUCAUCUGGAAAAGCUGGAGACGCUAGAGAUGCAAUUCGUCAAGUUGUUGAAUGUCGGAGAAAUGAUUCGGUUGAACAAUCUUGUGGUUGUUAGUUUUUCCGGCUGCGAAGCGACCGAUUCCGAUGGGAACAGCAUAGACUUUUUCAUUGUGACAGAUAAGUCUAACGCGUUGUAGAAUAAUCACAAGACUGUGACCAUUUGCAUCAAGCGCACAUCAAUUUAUUAAACCUUACCUGGUAGGAAAUUUUACAUUUUAUAUCUUGUUUAGAUUUAUAAGAGAACACAGCUCCGAAUAGGAUGGUGGUGGACCUUUACUUAACCGGUUUCAUUUGCCAGAGACCAUCGUUGAGGUAGUGACAGUUCUCCACUCCCACGCCCUUGUUGACUUUGGCACUAGAACAAAAAAAAAAAAUAAGUGUCACAGAAAUAGGAAAGUUUAAAAAAAAAAACACUCACAUAUCUUCGGUGGAAAGUGUCGUCUGUCCGAUCGCCAGUGCGUGCUCUUUCCCCUCGGCCAUAAUCGCCACCACGGUGCCUUUGUCGACCGGAGUCAUACAGGCCCCCGGUGAGGUCAGCCCCGGGCACAUAAUGUUCGCUCCGCUCAGCACGAACCGGAUGGCACCCUUGUCAACCUGCUGCAUCGGCAGGAAGAAGGGAAACCUGUGAAACAGCCGCAACGUUGGCAUCCACGAGCCCUCCCGGUGCCGAAAGAACAGCUGGUCGCCGGAACUGCUCACCAGGAUCUCGAUGUGGUCGUGACUACAUGGUAAAUAAAAUUAAUUUGUUUUUGUCAUCAAAAAGCAGCAAGGAAAGGUUACCAUUUUACGAUGCGAAACUGGUCCUUCUUCGGCAGCACCUGGUCAAUGUGGGUCUCGAUGUGCGGAAACUGCUCAAGCAGUUUAUUCCGGAUGCCCUUCUGCACUGAGGACUUUAGCUGUUGAACACCGGAGAUGCUCUCUUUUUCGUCGAAUCUGUCAGGGUGCAAAAAAAAAUCAAAUUUUCUACUAAUUGUAGCGACUAGCCACUCCAUUUGAGCUUACUUUUUAAACAUCCUGUACUGUUGUCCUGUCCUGAAUUCAAAAACUUUUCGGUGGAACAGUUUGUAAGAUCGAAAUAAUUACAGGAUGUUUUGGAAUACCGCACCAAGACCGCCAGGCAAGCUGCAUUCGGUUCCGUUGACGUUUGCUGUUUUUUUUUUUGCUGACGGACAAGCACGGAAAAUGACAGACGUGAACGAAGAAUGAUGUUCGUCAUUUGUAAGGUUCCACAGCCGGCUGUGUCAAAACGUCAACCGAUUGUAAACAAGAUAUAAGUCGGGUAGAAAAAUUUAAACUUCUCGAUAAUUUAUACCAUUAGAGUAACAAACUGAGAAGUUCUAUUUCAAUGGAUAUUCUUCAUCCGCACAUGCUUAGUAAGCAGCAGCUGUUGGCAAUAUUUCAUCAGCGUCACUUCCACAUUCCACGCCUGGAGGAAUUAAGUCGUGAUGAGUUAAUCGAACUCUACAGUAAGCAUCUGCUUCCGUUACCCCGAAGGGGUAGCCGUCCCAAUAACCAAUCGUCAGAUGUAGAAAUGAAAGACACUUCGCGUCCCACCAGCAGUUCAAAAACACCCUCGCCAAACGUCCGGCAGCGAAUUGUAUACUCGGAAACUGCAAGCCCACCGGAAACAGUGGACAACGUCAGUCACGGAGUGAAAAAGAUUCGCCUAGUCUCCCCUGCUAAUGGUGUUAGCCUGAGUACAACACAGAAUCAACCAAGCAACGGUAAACGACGGCUGCCGGAAGUUAGUCCGAGUCGAGGGGUUAACUGCGCACCUAGCAGACCACUGCAGACUUCCAGCAAGCGACAGAAAAUUACCUGGCCGUAGGUUGGAGUUAAUGGUAUGUUAUUUUGAGAUUACCCUGGAAGUAUGUAAGUUUUUACUCCCUCUGUACUGACGUCAGUAUUGACCAUUAGAUAAGAUGAAUAAUUUAGAGCAGA
Wyeomyia smithii (pitcher-plant mosquito) is the source of this 2376-nucleotide messenger RNA. RefSeq lists its product as uncharacterized. Gene Ontology annotation, cellular component: tRNA-splicing ligase complex. Gene Ontology annotation, biological process: embryonic morphogenesis. The transcript is spliced from 2 exons. The record is from RefSeq and is a predicted model, not a curated record. NCBI's taxonomy places the organism in Eukaryota, Metazoa, Arthropoda, Insecta, Diptera, Culicidae. Bases 1781 to 2263 code for a protein of 160 amino acids.